Molecule: messenger RNA, 3015 nt
Organism: Drosophila hydei
Lineage: Eukaryota; Metazoa; Arthropoda; Insecta; Diptera; Drosophilidae
Gene: dar1
Product: dendritic arbor reduction protein 1
Exons: 6
Coding region: 256-2622 (788 amino acids)
Biological process (GO): regulation of transcription by RNA polymerase II
Molecular function (GO): RNA polymerase II cis-regulatory region sequence-specific DNA binding; DNA-binding transcription factor activity, RNA polymerase II-specific
Source: RefSeq, a predicted model, not a curated record
AGUCUUUGCUCUGUCAAGUGCCAUGCAAAUAAAAUUCACAAAAAUAAAUAAAAUAAAUUGUUAAUAAUUAAUGUGCCUUGAACUUGUCUGUGACUUGUGACCUAGAAGCGAGAAGAAAAUAAAAUAAAUAUUGAAACAAGUGCUAAACGUCUAGCAUGGUCAACUCUUACCAAUAAAGUCUACAAUCUAUAUAUAGAUAUAGAUAGAUAUAUUUAUAUAAGUCAGCCUUAGAUUGAUGCAAAGAAUUCUGCUUAAAUGCAUACGGAUAUUAUAAUUGGUGAUCAAUUUGUCGCCAGCAACAACUACUGGGUGAUGCAGUCCCCGGAACUGGAUUAUCGGCACGAGCUGAUGGGACGCCUGCACAAGAUUGAGCCGGCUGAUGUGGAACUAGAAGUGCUCGCUGCUGCUGCUGCCUCCAACAAUAACAACAACACGAACAACAACAACAACAACAACAACAGCAGCAAUAGUAAUAGCAACGGCAGCAGCAGCCAAACAGCGAACAGCAACAGCUCAGCAGCAGCACAGCAUCAUCACCACCAUCAGCUUCACCAUCAUCACCUGCACUCGCACCACCAUACGCAUACGCAUGCGCAUGCGCACCACCACCACCAACAUCAUCAUCAACAGCAUCAUCUGCACCACAGUCUGCAGAGUGGGGAGAGUGGUGCAGCCGCCUUAGAUGCCUGGCACUUGGCUGCCUCCAGCUAUGCCAGCGACCAGAGCCAUCAGCAGCAACAGCAACAACAACCCGCCGGCUCGCCCAACUCCAACUCAAAUUCCGCCUAUGGAUGUGCCCCGCUCUACGACGAAGCGCCCUACGAUGUGGCACUGGGCUACGGAGCGGGCGCCGGAGCGGGCAACACAACAGCAACAUCAGGCAGCGAGAAGGAGUAUCUAUAUGAAACCAAAAACAAAGAGGCUCUCUUCGGCGAUCCACUGGAUGAUCCGUAUCAGCGACCCGCGCUCUGGGACGAUAUUACCACCUCAAUACAGAAUAUCGAUCCGGAGAAUGCGCUCAUGCUGAGCGCCAGUACAGUGGCCAAUGGCAGUGAGAAUGCGGCUGCGAAUCAGGCGACACAGCAGCAGCAGCAACAGUUGCUGCCACAGGUCAAAAUGGAAGCAAUAGAUGAAACACUGCUCGAAACUUUCUCGACACCAAUGCUCAGUCCCAUGGAGAUUAAAACUGAAAAGCAGCAGCGACAACAGCAGCAGCAGCAGCAGCAACAACAACAGCAGCAGCAGCAAUACCAUCAGCAACAACACCAGCAGCAACAACACCAGCAGCAGCAGCAACAACAUCAGCAACACUAUCAGCAACAUUAUCAGCAACAGCAGCAACACUUGUACCAGCAUCAUCCCAGCCUCUCGCUGUCCGGGCUGCCACCCGCUGCUGAAGUUGUUGAGCUGCAGCUGCAGCAACAGCAGCAACAGCAGCAACAGCAGCAACAACAGCAGCAGCAUCAGCAGCAUCUUCACAGUGGCAGCAACAGUCCCAAGCAGUCAGCCGGCGACAACAACAACUCUGCCUCCUAUCAGCAACAAUACGCAUCUCAGCUGAACAGCGCAUCAGGCGCUGCAUAUCUAAACAGUAGCAGCAGCAACAACAGUGCUUCUGGUGGCACCACCAGCAGCGUUGCCACCAGCAGCUCUGGCGGCAACAGCAGCAACAACAACAACAACAGCAGCUACGGCUAUAGCUGGCAUAGCAGUCAGACCUUUCACACCAAAUACCAAAUACACCCGUCAUCAGCUGUUGCCACAGCGUCACCUACCACUGCCACGCCCACAGCUCAACAUGUGCUGCAGCAGCAUCAACAGCAGCAGCAGCAGCAGCAACAGUUGCAGCUCUGUCCGCCAGCCGCGCCCAGCACGCCCUCCGCCACGUCCGCUUCCUCCUCGGGCAGUGCCUCCUCCACGGGCUCCGGCUCGACGCGUCACAUGUUCGUGCCACCACUAACACCGCCCAGCUCAGAUCCCGGCAGUCCAGGCGCCUCCAUGGUAGCCGCUGCCGCUGCUGUUGCUCAGGCACAGAGACGCAGCACGCCGCCGCCGCCCUAUCAGCAGGGCCAUGGCUUGGCUGGCCUUUGCCCCAGCCUGGUGAAUCCGCCGCCCACGUUGCAGCUGCUUGGCGCUGCCACGCCCACCACGCUCACAACACUAACGCCCGCUAAUGCCGCCAUCGUCCAGCAGCCAGCGCCACCGCCGCCGCCGCCACCACCAUCAAGCAGCGGUCGUCGCGGCCGGCAUGCGCAUCAUCAGCCCGGAACGCCGGCGCACAUAGCUAGCCUGAUGAGCGUGCGAACGGUGCGCUACAAUCGACGCAACAAUCCGGAGCUGGAGAAGCGUCGCAUCCAUCACUGUGAUUUUGUGGGCUGUUCCAAGGUCUAUACGAAGAGCUCGCAUUUGAAGGCGCAUCAAAGGAUACACACGGGUGAAAAGCCAUAUACUUGUCAGUGGCCCGAGUGCGAAUGGCGCUUCGCACGCUCCGACGAGUUGACAAGACACUAUCGCAAACACACCGGCGCCAAGCCCUUCAAGUGCAUCGUCUGCGAGCGCAGCUUCGCGCGAAGCGAUCACCUGGCCCUGCACAUGAAGCGACACCUGCCGAAGAACAAGUGAGGGAGAGAGCGCGCCGUCUAUUCCUCCCUCUCUCUCUCUCGCCCUGUCUACAAAUUCAACUAUAUCACAAUCCAAAGGACUUUAGUUAAGCUACAAAGUAAUAAUGCAUAAAGAGAAAUUCGUUUAGUAAAUGGUGUUACUAUUAAAUAAUUCGAAACCUGAAUAUAUAAUAAAAGCUUUUCGCACUCAAGGGAGAGCAAGAGACAGCUCUCGCUCGCCCGCCUCGAGUGCUUAGCGCGCUUUGCAUAACUCAAGUUUAAUGCUAAGUAAAUGAAAUUUCCACCUGCUUAACUACAUAUUAAUGCAAAUCUUAAAUCUAAGCACGAUCCUAACUAAUGUUAACUCGUAUAGCCUACACAAACGCAUUCAAUACUUUCCCCUCCCUCCCUUCUC